UAGCCAUUCACAACCAAAACACCUUAUCUUUCCUUGCCAAUCAAGAAACACAAACCAGAGGAAGAAAACAAGAGAACACAAAGAACACAACCUUUCUAAUUCUCCUUCCUCUCCCCCACCCUUUAAUGCAACAAUGGGGAAUUGUUGCUCCGGACGGGACUCAGAAGAUGGACACACACAAGACAAGGGCCUGACCGAUUCAAACACGGCUGGUCCAACGGCUGAACCUCCUGUAGCACAAUCCAAACACGCCCCUCCUUCACCACCUCCCGCAACAAAGCAAGGCCCUAUAGGACCUGUCUUAGGCCGUCCCAUGGAAGAUGUAAAAGCCUCAUAUUCUCUAGGCAAAGAGCUAGGCCGUGGACAGUUUGGUGUCACGCAUCUCUGCACGCAGAAGGCAACAGGUCAGCAGUUCGCUUGCAAGACCAUUGCCAAAAGGAAGCUUGUGAACAAAGAAGACAUUGAGGAUGUAAGAAGAGAAGUGCAGAUAAUGCAUCACAUGACUGGUCAGCCAAACAUUGUCGAGCUUAAAGGAGCUUACGAGGACAAGCAUUCUGUGCAUUUGGUCAUGGAGCUUUGCGCUGGUGGAGAGUUGUUCGAUAGGAUUAUUGCUAAAGGACAUUACUCGGAGAGAGCAGCUGCUUCUUUGUUGAGAACAAUUGUUCAGAUUAUUCAUACUUGCCAUUCAAUGGGGGUUAUCCACAGAGACUUGAAGCCUGAGAACUUUCUGCUGCUCAGCAAAGAUGAGAGCUCUCCUCUCAAGGCCACAGACUUUGGUCUGUCUGUUUUUUACAAGCCAGGGGAGGUGUUCAAGGAUAUAGUUGGUAGUGCUUAUUACAUUGCACCAGAGGUUUUGAAAAGGAAGUAUGGACCAGAAGCUGAUAUUUGGAGUAUUGGUGUCAUGUUGUAUAUCCUCUUAUGUGGUGUUCCACCCUUCUGGGCUGAAUCGGAGAAUGGAAUAUUCAACGCCAUCUUAAAGAGCCAUGUUGAUUUCUCAAGUGAUCCAUGGCCAUCCAUCUCACCUCAAGCGAAGGAUCUUGUUAAGAAGAUGCUCAACUCUGAUCCAAAGCAAAGACUAACUGCUGCUCAAGUUCUCAACCAUCCAUGGAUCAAGGAGGAUGGAGAAGCACCAGAUGUUCCUCUUGACAAUGCAGUGAUGUCCAGGCUCAAGCAAUUCAAAGCAAUGAACAAUUUCAAGAAAGUUGCAUUACGGGUGAUAGCAGGUUGCUUAUCAGAGGAAGAGAUCAUGGGGUUGAAGGAGAUGUUUAAAGGUAUGGACACUGAUAGCAGUGGAACAAUUACACUCGAGGAGCUGAGACAGGGACUAGCUAAGCAAGGUACAAGGUUGUCAGAAUACGAAGUUCAGCAGUUAAUGGAAGCUGCUGAUGCUGAUGGUAACGGAACAAUAGACUAUGGUGAGUUCAUCGCAGCCACAAUGCAUAUUAACAGACUUGACAGAGAAGAACAUCUCUACUCAGCAUUCCAACACUUUGACAAAGACAACAGCGGAUAUAUCACAAUGGAAGAGCUGGAGCAAGCUCUCCGGGAGUUUGGGAUGAGUGAUGGCAGAGACAUCAAAGAGAUAAUUUCAGAGGUUGAUGGAGACAAUGAUGGUCGGAUAAACUAUGAUGAAUUUGUGGCAAUGAUGAGAAAAGGAAACCCGGAUCAGAUCCCAAAGAAACGGCGUGAACUUUCAUUUAAAUAACCCAAAUGUUGAAGUAGAGGAAGAGAGAAGAUAGAAAGAGAGCAGAAAAAGACAAAGGCACAUCAAAAAAAAUUAUAAGUAUGAACUGGAGGAGAUCUUUAAGGGUGGAGAAGGAAAAAAAAAUCAUUAAUUGGGGAUAUGGGGAGGUGUUUGAUUUGUAUGUAGAUUUUCUUUUCUGGUUGUUUACUACUACUGCUGCUGCUUGAAGUGCCAUGGGGUUUCUCAAUGUACUUAAAACUUCUUUUUCAAAUUCUCUUGUAUGUGUUAGUGAUAUUUGUUCUUACUCUCUAGCAAAACACUUGAAACCA
Messenger RNA from Brassica rapa (field mustard), 2013 nucleotides. Its product is annotated as calcium-dependent protein kinase 17. Lineage: Eukaryota; Viridiplantae; Streptophyta; Magnoliopsida; Brassicales; Brassicaceae. The record is from RefSeq and is a predicted model, not a curated record. Gene Ontology annotation, biological process: protein phosphorylation. Gene Ontology annotation, molecular function: protein kinase activity; ATP binding; calcium ion binding.